GGCUGCAUCCUGCUUCACAGUUUCACAAGGCGCCAGAGGGACCAGAGCAGAACACAUUAAUACUUUGUCAGCUCAGCCCUGAAGCUCAGCCCAGGAAGCUGCCCUGCCAAAGUUCACGUUUCACAGGGUAGGCACAAGCAUUAGAGAAGAGGAAAUAUACAUUUAAACCCAAACAGGCUCAGCUUGAAGAAAAAGUUGGUUUUCAACACAGCUAUGAUUUAAGGGCAACAACACCAGCAAGGGAAGGGUUGUCACGUGGGGCAGGAUUCACCCACAGCAUCUGGUUUCAGUCCCCUGUGCCCGCUUUGAUGUGACGGUAGCACAACCAGUAUGAGUGAGGGCACUGGCCUGCCCAGCUGGACCAUGCAUUUGCGGGGCAAGAGCAAGAUCUUGUUCAAAAUACCAUGGUGGCUGCUCUGAAGCACAGACGGUGAAGACUUCACUGCUGACAAAAACUGUACCAGGAAGUUCAGCAUGACGGAAGCAUUCACAGAAACGACAGCUGAAUAUGCUUAUGACGAACAUGCUUUUUCCUGCAAUAAGACUGACAUCCAAGAAUUUGGGAAAAUAUUUCUGCCAAUAUUUUACAUUGCAGUGUUUGCUCUUGGCCUCACAGGCAAUCUAAUGGUGCUUUUUGCCAUUGUGAAAAAAGGCAGUAAAAAAAGCAUCACUGACAUGUAUCUCCUGAACUUGGCUAUCUCAGACCUUCUCUUUGUGGUCUCCCUCCCCUUCUGGGCUUCCAACACAGUGCGUGGAUGGACCCUCGGGACUAUUUCAUGCACAGCUAUUUCCUCGCUGUAUUACAUUGGUUUCUUUGGGGGCAUGUUCUUUAUCACUGUUAUCAGUAUCGACAGAUACUUGGCCAUUGUCCGGGCAACAUAUUCUCUGAAAUCCAGAACAGUGAAACACGGCUUUCUUAUAACCUGCGGAGUAUGGGCAAUAGCGGUUUUAUUUUCAGUGCCACAUUUUGUGUUCUCCCAGCUGGUAGAAAAUGACUGCAUGUCUGUCUUCCCCCAGGAGCUGGAGAACAUCUGGCCGGUGUUCUGCAAUGUGGAGCUGAACACCAUUGGCUUUUUCAUCCCAGUCUGUAUAAUAUGCUAUUGCUACUGUGGGAUCAUCAAAACCCUGCUGUCCUGCAAAAAUCAGAAAAAAACACGAGCCAUAAAACUGGUCUUGGCUGUGGUAGUCGUGUUUUUUCUGUUUUGGUCCCCCUACAAUGUACUGAUUUUUCUCGAGACUUUAAAGCACUAUGAGUUAUUCACAAGUUGUGAUCAAAUUAAAUCACUGGACUACGCAAUGCAUCUGACCGAAACCAUUGCAUUCAGUCACUGUUGUCUCAAUCCUCUUAUCUACGCUUUUGCUGGGGAAAAAUUCAGGAAAUACCUUCACCAUAUCUGCUUAAAGUAUUGUCCAUUCCUGUGUUUCUGUGGUCCCUGCAGUCACUACCAGGUCACCUCUUCAGCUAGCUACACAGAAAGCGUCAUGCACAGCAACAUGACCCUGAACACCAGUGACCAGGAUGGCUCUGUCUUCGUCUAAAAGGCUCUGUGAAGAAGAAAUGUAUGUAAAUAUGACUUCUGUGAGGCUAGCCACCACCAAGAUUGCCAUUGCCCACAUGAAGAGACUUAACGGCUGCACUGAGUUACUGACAUGCCUCUUGUUAAGCAUAAGGUAUUCUGAAAUGGUAAAGAUUUUUAAAAUAAAAGCAGUACAGUAUGUCAGGGCUGGAUGCAGAAUUGAAUCAAGAGGGAAGAAGAGGGAAAGUAGAAGCAAAAGCAGUGCUCUGUGCCUAGAACAGGAGAUGGAGAAGAAUUUAAGGACAGAGAAGUCAUUAAAGUUUCAUCAUUGAAACUUGUGUGUGUGUCAGUGUAUGCACACGUAGUACAAAUGUACAUAGACAUAAACUCAUUUUUUAAGGGAAGAGAGAUCUCUAACGAAUGGUAGCUGACUUUGCAAAGGGCAAUAUUUUUGAUAGUAAAAGGGUAUAUUUUUGAUGCUAUAUAUCAGCCCUAUGGAAGUGAUUUGGGGGUUACUGAUGGCAACAAAUGUUUUACUUGUGCUUUCGAACCUAAUAAAAUCCUACUGUUAAUAAAAAAGAUUGUCAUUUAAAAAAAUA
Messenger RNA from Falco peregrinus (peregrine falcon), 2116 nucleotides. It is a transcript of the gene CX3CR1, whose product is annotated as C-X3-C motif chemokine receptor 1. Gene Ontology annotation, molecular function: chemokine receptor activity. Gene Ontology annotation, biological process: G protein-coupled receptor signaling pathway; immune response; chemotaxis. NCBI's taxonomy places the organism in Eukaryota, Metazoa, Chordata, Aves, Falconiformes, Falconidae. The record is from RefSeq and is a predicted model, not a curated record. The transcript is spliced from 3 exons. Gene Ontology annotation, cellular component: membrane. The coding region runs from base 475 to 1539 and encodes 354 amino acids.